Messenger RNA from Suillus subaureus, 2724 nucleotides. RefSeq lists its product as uncharacterized. The record is from RefSeq and is a predicted model, not a curated record. The coding region runs from base 1 to 2724 and encodes 907 amino acids. Lineage: Eukaryota; Fungi; Basidiomycota; Agaricomycetes; Boletales; Suillaceae. The transcript has 13 exons.
AUGGUCAAGACACUUCAAACCUGCAAGAAGUCCACCGGCAGCACUGCCCCACGCAUAGUGUUGAAGCUACCAAGCUCAACACUAGAGGCUCCUCCAUCUCCUGCAUUGAUGGAGGUGUGUGAUCCCUUCCGGCACAAUGAGUUCUGUAUCGUGUGCCAGGAUGGUUCUGUCAAGGAAGAUUGCCUCUUCCUGUGCAAUGCAUGCCCAAGGGUUAUGUGCUCUCAUUGCAUAGAUAUCCCCUCAGGCACUGUGCACCAGCUAGAGGCUGAUGACAUUACCUUCCUAUGCAUCUACUGCCAUGUAGGAAAGGAGCAGCAUGGAUGUGGAGGAUACUCACCUUAUUUUGGUUUUUACCAGAAUGACAAGCCAUUGUUCCCCUCCUUCCUCCCCAUCCGCACCACACUGGAGGUCUCCCUUCACUCACAACUAUCUUCUGCACCAGUACUGAUGCUCCAUCUCAUCCUCAUCGACCAUGAUACAACCAGUGGUUCCUUUGAACUUACUGCUGACUUCCUUCGCCCUUACUUUCCCAGUGGUGGACUUGAAUUCCACACCAUUGCCUUUGACAUUGGCAAUGAUACAAAGAUCAUGAAGUAUCAGUUAGAUGCAGCUUGCACCAUCCAGUCGCUGUUGAAGUCCACCUGGACUCAUGUAGUUAUCGCUAUCACCAACCAUAUGGAUAACGAUGAAGGUGAUCUGUUCAUGGGGUAUGAAACUAAGAAGAAGACUUAUGUUUCUGUGUGUGUUCACACAGUUUUGGACAUUCUCCUUUCACCUUGGGACCCAUUGAUUCAUGGUGCUGCAGAAUCUUACCUUUGGCUGUUGUCUUAUGGCGCACUGAUCAACAAACCAACUUCGUUUGCAUGCCUGCAAGCAGCAGUUAUCAAUCAUCACAUGACUGCCACUAUUGGCUUCAACACCAUUCGCUUCCAACCCACCUUCACAACUCACCUUCUUCUGGCCUUCGCAGAACUCAUUCUGAUCGAGCGCUUCGCCAUUCAGGUUGCAUUCCCUGAUAUGUUGGGACAAUCCUACAAAUUGGGGUGUCAUAGCGACAUGUUCUUGAUGAUGCUGAAUAGCAGUGGCUCAUUAACCAUUACCCAGUACGCCUGGACUCAUACUGAACUUUGCCCAUGGGGGCAAUACUUGCCAGUUCAGUGCCCCCAAUGUGGCUGGAUCAAUGCUUGGCGUUCUGUCAAUGUGGGAAAGGUGUACCACUUUGAAUGCAAGAAUGAUGCUUGCAGGAAAGGGUACUCAUUCUCCCAACCAGCUAAUUCAAGGGUGCUUCUUCCUGGUAUUGUGACUGCAGAUUCACCACAGGCUCUCAAACGAAUAGUGAAGAAAAUUCAUAAGGCUAUACUUGAAGCCCAAAAGGAACUUGAAGACGAAGAUGUGCCCCAAUUGCCUACUUCUUUGAAAAAGGAAAUAAAACAAUACUGUUCCCAAAUCAUCGCCUACAAGGAAGAGGCUGAGGUUAGAGAGGCUGCAAGUCAUCCAAGAGAAGCAUCCUUCUACAAGAAAUCACUUACCAAAUGGGAUGUCACACAGAGGUUGUUCAAGGAAGAAAUAGAUAAGUUUGACAAGGCUGAGCAGAGAAGGAAAGGCGUCCAACAGUCAAUCAAGUAUCAGACAGGCCAUGCUAGGGAAUGGUUUGACAAUAUGUCACCUUCACAACAGGAGGAGGUCAAGUUCACCAUGACAAAAUGGAAUAGGGAGGGGGCACCAGAAGAAAGUCAAGCAGUGAAGAACAACCUCAAGAAAACACUUGAAGACUUUUCAGAGCAAAUCUGGUGUACUAUGGGUUGUCAAGUGGUGAUGUUUGUCAGUCACAAGAAAAAAGCUAGUCAGAUAAUGUCUGUCAGUCUACAUGAAACCAAGCCUCAAAAUGUCAAGAAGAGGUUCUCUGUCAGCUCCAAUGGGAUCAAGGAGUGGACUGCAACUGGAUUUGAAUCCUUUGCAGAAUGGUCAAAGACCGAGUUUUGCAACAUGUAUCCCACUGCAUUUGUGGUCAAAGACCCUUCUCAUAUGAAGACUGAGGAGGUCAAUCAUCUAUGGAACCAUUGGGAACAAAAUUCGGCUGCAAACAAGAAGCUAGUCAUUUUUGUCAAAGCCAAAGAUGGUGAUGUGUGCGCAAAUAUGAAAAAGACAGACUGGCUUCCUUCCUUGAACAGCUCUGAUUUCACAGAACAUAGAACCCAGCCAGCCAACACAACCCCAGAUGAUGUUUCAUUCAAUGAUCAAUAUACAUUCCUUGAAUCUCUGAGCAAGAAUGACAACUACCUGGAGCUUAUAGAUGCCACUAGGGAUCUGGCAAAGUUGGCCAAGCAGAAGCCAACUUCAGAGCAGAAUCCAGAUUUGCCUAUCUGGGCUAACUGGUCUUGGGGAGGAUCUUAUCUUCCUGAGGAUGUGCAUGUGUCAUAUGACACUUUGAAGGCCAGCUUGGAUAAGCUACUUGGGCUCCUCUAUAGGGAGUCUAAAAGUGUCAUAGAGUAUGAGGAAGAUGAGGCUGACCCCAAUACACCUUUCUACCUACCUGGUUCUGCUUUCAAUCUAGAAUUCUUGGUUUCUCUUGAUCAAGUUGUCAAGCACAUAGAGAAGCUGACAAAAGAGGCACUUGGUGAGGAUGGAAAUGAGGUGACCAAGGAGGAAGUUGUUUUCACAAAGGAGAAGGAGAAGGAGAAGCAGCAGGAGCAGGAGCAGGAGCAGGAGGAGCAGGAGGAGUAG